GAAGCAUAACAAAAACCAGUAAAAUAUAACAACCAACCAAACAUGAUACAAUGAACAUUUCAACCAGAUAGAUAGAUAGAUAAUCAAUUAAUCAUCAAUUAUGAUGAACCUGACUUCCACUAUUUGACUCUCUAUCUAUCUUCUCCAUCUUCCUUCUCUCUCUCUCUUCUCUCAGAAUCAUCACAGUGCAUUUCACCUUUUUAUCAGAACCUCUCUAGUCUCUACCUUUUUCCCUUCAUACCCACCAAGAAAUAAUCAAAUUUUCUUCAUCCCCAUAAGAAAAAGAUUGAAAAUUUGCCCUCAAUCAACGCAAUCACAACGCUUAAAGCCUUAAACCACUCACCCACUCUUUCUCUCUCUACUAAUACUCUUAUCCUCUGAACCUUGAAGCUUUUCAUUGUGAAUUCCGCAUCUGAAUGGCGAUUAUACGGAGCUUAAUCCAGGACAUGAGAUCGAGGUCUCAGAGGGUGGUGGUGGAGGAGGAGUCUGCGGCGGUGGAGGUGGUCGGUGAUGGGUUGAGGCAGAGCUGUUGGGCUAACAUGCCGCAGGAGCUUCUCCGUGAGGUGCUUCUCCGAAUCGAGGCGUCGGAGGAGAAGUGGCCGGCGAGGAAGAGUGUGGUGGCGUGUGCUGGAGUUUGCCGGAGCUGGAGGGAGAUCACCAAGGACAUCGUUAAGAAACCUGAGUUUUCAUCCAAGUUAACCUUCCCCAUCUCUGUUAAGCAGCCUGGUCCAAGGGAAAAUCUCCUCCAGUGCUUUAUAAGCCGCAACCGGACCACUCAAACAUAUUAUUUGUAUCUCAAUUUAACUAGUGCACUAUGUGAUGAUGGAAAGUUCCUUCUUGCUGCACGCAAAUGCAGGCGUCCCACCUGCACAGAUUAUAUAAUGUCUUUACAUGCAGAUGAUAUGUCAAGGGGAAGCAACACCUAUGUUGGGAAACUCAGAUCAAAUUUUCUGGGAACCAAGUUCACAAUCUAUGAUGGCCAGCCACCUCAUGCAGGGGCAAAGAUUACAAAAAGUCGCUCCACUAGGCUGGUGAAUCUAAAACAAGUUUCACCCAAGGUCCCAACAGGAAACUAUCCAAUAGCUCACAUCUCAUACGAAUUGAAUGUGCUAGGUUCCAGGGGGCCUAGGCGAAUGCACUGUGUCAUGGAUUCCAUUCCGACCUCUGCAAUUGAACCAGGAGGGGUAGCCCCUACACAGACCGAAUUUUCUCUUAACAACGUAGAUAUGUUCCCCUCAUUCCCCUUUUUCAGAUCAAAGUCAAGUCGUGCCGAAAACUUGUCUGGACCUCUGGCUGAUCAAAAGGAUGGGACACUCGUGUUGAAAAAAAAGGCUCCCAGGUGGCACGAGCAGCUGCAGUGUUGGUGCUUAAACUUUCAUGGGCGGGUAACAGUUGCCUCCGUGAAAAACUUUCAGCUUGUGGCUUCUGCAGAAAAUGGACCUGCCGGACCAGAACAUGAUAAGAUUAUCCUACAAUUUGGGAAAAUUGGGAAGGAUUUGUUUACAAUGGAUUACCGGUACCUUAUCUCAGCAUUUCAGGCAUUUGCAAUCUGCCUCAGCAGCUUUGAUACCAAGAUUGCUUGUGAAUGACGUGUAUAGACAGCUUCAAUCCACAAUGAUAUUGCUGUUUCUCUAUGGCUGGUAGAAAACCAUGGUUUGAAGGUCGCAUGUCAUGUCGGGAAGCAAUCUUGGAAAAUGUUUGGGAAGGUGGAUUGAUGGUGUUGAACUGAAUCUGACAAAGACAGUGUUGCACAUUGAUUGUUUUAGUUAGUUUCUGCAAUCAUGAUUCAUCCAUUCUGGGAAGAUCCUUGAAAUACUUGAAACAUCUUUUAUCCCCUCUUCUUCCCAAUUUGUUUAUUCUGGUCACCUUGUGCAUAAAUACUCUCACAUUGUUUAUCUUCUCUGCUUUUAACAUUUGUAUGUUUUCAAUUUUCAA
Lotus japonicus is the source of this 1935-nucleotide messenger RNA. RefSeq names its product tubby-like F-box protein 3. The record is from RefSeq and is a predicted model, not a curated record. Lineage: Eukaryota; Viridiplantae; Streptophyta; Magnoliopsida; Fabales; Fabaceae. Gene Ontology annotation, molecular function: protein binding.